UAAAGGAGGGAGGGCGCGGAGCAUGGCGUUGUACGCGGCGGCGGCGGCCGUGUUGGCCGGCGUGGAGAGCCGCCAGGGCUCCAUCAAGGGGCUGGUGUACGGCAGCCGCUUCCAGAACGUGAAGCAGCUGUAUGCGCUGGUGUGCGAGACGCAGCGCUAUUCCGCGGUGCUGGACGCCGUGAUCGCCAGCGCCGGACUCCUCCGCACCGAGAAGAAGCUGCGGCCGCACCUCGCCAAGGUGCUAGUGUAUGAGUUGUUGCUGGGCCGGGCUUUUCGAGGAGGUGGGGGGCAAAUGGAAGCCUCUGCUUGUCCCCGGCACCAGGCAAGGCUGAAGGCCGAGCUGGCCCGGCUCAAGGUUCAUCGGGGUGUGAGCCGGAAUGAGGACCUGUUGGAUGUGGGGUCCAGGCCUGGCCCAGCCUCCCAGGUGCCUCGAUUUGUGCGGGUGAACACUCUCAAGACUUGCUCUGAUGAUGCGGUUGAUUAUUUCAAGAGACAGGGUUUCUCCUACCAGGGUCGGGCUUCCAGCCUUGAUGACUUAAGGGCCCUCAAAGGGAAGUGUUUUCUUCUGGAUCCCUUAUUGCCAGAACUGCUUGUGUUUCCUGCCCAGACAGAUCUGCAUGAACAUCCACUGUACCAAGCUGGUCACCUCAUCCUACAAGACAAGGCCAGCUGCCUUCCUGCCACGCUGCUGGCUCCUCCACCAGGAUCCCAUGUCAUCGAUGCCUGCGCUGCCCCAGGCAACAAGACCAGUCACCUGGCUGCUCUUCUCAAGAACCAAGGGAAGAUCUUUGCCUUUGACCUGGAUGCCAAGCGGCUGGCUUCUAUGGCCACCCUGUUGGCCCGGGCGGGAGUUUCCUGCUGCGAGUUAGCCGAGGAAGACUUCCUGGCAGUCUCGCCCUCAGACCACCGUUACCGCCAGGUCCAGUACAUCUUGCUGGAUCCUUCUUGUAGUGGCUCUGGCAUGUUGACCAGACAGUGGGAGGAGCCUGGGGCAGACACACCUAGCAAGGACCGCUUGCGUGCCCUGGCGGGAUUCCAGCAGCGUGCGCUCUGCCAUGCGCUCACUUUCCCCUCCUUGCAGCGCCUUGUCUACUCUACAUGUUCUGUCUGCCAGGAGGAGAAUGAAGACGUGGUGCGAGAUGCCCUGCAGCAGAGCUCAGGGGCCUUCAGGCUAGCUCCUGCCCUCCCCUCCUGGCCCCAUCGAGGCCUGAGCACUUUCGCAGGAGCUGAACACUGCCUCCGGGCCUCCCCUGAGACCACGCUCACUGGUGGCUUCUUCGUUGCUGUACUCGAACGGGCAGAGGUGCCAAGCUCAGUUUCACAGACUGAAACAGUGGUGCCAGGACUCAACCCCAGCCCAGCCCCAAAGAGAAAGAAGCGGCGGCGAAAACCCGCGGCUGGUCCUAGCACACUGCCUUGCACGUAGCAGGUGUUGAAGUGCUUUGAAAGGUCAUCCUUAUUGCUUCAGGAAGGAAACUGGUAUCUGUUUCUCUGGUUGGAAAGACAGAGUGGAUUUCUUAGCUCUUUGGGCCCCUUUCCUGGGACAUGUUUUUGCUGGUGGGAGAGAAGUGGUGCCCAGAAAAAUAAAAAGCAGAACAUGGUCUACGAUA
Choloepus didactylus (southern two-toed sloth) is the source of this 1610-nucleotide messenger RNA. It is a transcript of the gene NSUN5, whose product is annotated as NOP2/Sun RNA methyltransferase 5. Gene Ontology annotation, biological process: rRNA base methylation. Gene Ontology annotation, molecular function: methyltransferase activity. The record is from RefSeq and is a predicted model, not a curated record. NCBI's taxonomy places the organism in Eukaryota, Metazoa, Chordata, Mammalia, Pilosa, Megalonychidae. Gene Ontology annotation, cellular component: nucleolus.